AUGUCGGUGAUUUUUGGCAUAAUAUACUUUAACUUUCUAUUUAAACAACAACCUCUUCCCUAUGAAUGCGCCAUAUCUGUACGACAAAAAUUCAUGAUGCCUUUGUUACCGCCGAUAAAUUUUCCAAAAUGGCUCGAGGAGAAUUCGGACAAGUUACAGCCACCAGUAAAUAAUUUUCUAUUACAAAGGGGAGACUUUAUUGUUAUGGUGGUGGGAGGGCCUAAUGCUCGUACUGAUUACCACGUUAAUCAAACCGAGGAAUGGUUUUAUCAACACAAAGGGGAUAUGAUCCUUAAGGUGGUCGAUAAUGGCGAAUUUAAAGACAUCUCCAUAAAGGAAGGAGAUAUGUUCCUGCUACCUGGAAAUACACCGCAUAACCCCGUUCGUUUUGCUAAUACUAUCGGAAUUGUGAUGGAAAGAAAUCGCAGACCCGAAGAAAUCGAUCGCCUUAGGUGGUAUUGCGAAAAUUGUAAAGAAAUAGUAUACGAAGAAUCAUUUUAUUGCUAUGAUCUAGGCACUCAACUAAAACCCAUCAUCCAAAAGUAUGCCGCAGAAGUCAAUCUAAGAACAUGUAAAUCUUGCGGUCACGUGAACAGUGCAAACGAAGAUCAUAAAAUUACCAUCACCACCAACUCUCCCGUUUUUCCAAAGAGAUACAUGAAAUAUCUUACCAAAAAGUUCAUGAAGAAACAACGUAUUCGCGAUUGGCUACGUGUUGUCGCUACCGACCAGAACUCGUAUCAAAUAAGAUACUUCAACAUUAGCAAUGAAGAGGGUGAAGAGGAAGAAGAGUAA
Molecule: messenger RNA, 795 nt
Organism: Acaulospora colombiana
Lineage: Eukaryota; Fungi; Glomeromycota; Glomeromycetes; Diversisporales; Acaulosporaceae
Source: the annotation of a GenBank genome assembly